CUCCGGCGGACGCAAUUGAGUCAGCUCACCAGUAUCGCAGGGCGUUUCGGCUCUCCUAUUCCAUAAUUCGGCUUUGCACAACCUGAUCUAUCGCCUUCUGUGGUCAAAACUUGCGCUAGAGAUGACUAAGCACUCUCGCAAUAAUACAGCUUCCAGCGUCUUCACAUAUGCUGAAAGAGGGAAGCUUGGUGCAUACUAUGGCACCAAGAAGCAACGUCUUGGCACGGAGUCCAUGAGGGAGUUUGACUCCUGUUCCCUUUGCCUCCAGCGCGCUCGCGAUCCCGUUUCCUGCUCUCGUGGACAUCUCUACUGCAAAGAGUGUGUUUACUCGGAUCUUCUCUCUCAACGGAAGGAAAUCAAACGAUACCAAGCAAAAAUCGAGGCUAUGGCUGCUGAAGAAGAGGAGGAACGAGAAACCGCAAUUUUAAAGGCAAGAGAACGGGUUAUUUCUGAUUUUGAAAAGAACCAGUUAGGGCUUGGCGGGAAGAGGACAGACUUGAAGCCGCCAGAGGGUGUGGGGAAAUCGGAGUCAUCAGUUGAAGCGUUCCGAGGAUCCAAACGAAAAUUUUCCAUUUUUGAUCAAGAGACGGUGGAUAAACUCGCUAAAGAAGCUGAAGCAGCCGCUCUCAGGCAAAUAGAAGCUGAACAGGUGGAAGCACGAAGAGCGAAGUUACCCGACUUUUGGCUCCCAAGUCUGACACCGGAAGCCGCUCCUGGGAGGCUUAAGGACAUCAAAUUACAGUGUCUCUGCCACCAAAGCAAACCUAGCCAUCUCAUGAACAUGAAGUCCCUUAUUCCGGUCAUAUUCUCUUAUGACGUGAAGUCAAGCUCUAACAAGUCCUCGGACGCUCCAGGCCCAGUGUCCCAUGCAUCAUCGAAGAAUCCCGAACACACAAAAGCGAUUUGUCCAUCCUGCAAAAAAGAACUCACCAAUGCGACCAAACUUACCUUGCUUCGCCCGUGCUCGCAUGUCAUCUGCAAGACAUGCUGUGACUCGUUGGUAAAACCAUCUUCUCAAUGCUCAGCGUGCGAUGCCGCUUUGGACGAAUCAAAGAAAGAUAUUAUUGAGAUAGAAGGAGAGGGAACAGGUUUCUCCGGUGGUGGGUUGGCUGAAACCAUCCGAGUGGGUGUGGCUUUCCAGGGGUGACUCGUCACCCCUGUCUUUGCACAACUAUAGAGCCGAGGCAGCCUCCAGUGGUUGUGCAUCUGGUUCAGUUCUGUGCCCCAUCGCUGUUGCAACUUGCCGCAUCAAUUCACGUUGCCAUUCUGUGUUACAUAGAUGGCAUCAGACAGUGAUAAGCUGAUGGUAGUGUCUAAUCGGUCUGAGCCAGC
Cantharellus anzutake is the source of this 1332-nucleotide messenger RNA. RefSeq lists its product as uncharacterized. Gene Ontology annotation, molecular function: ubiquitin protein ligase activity. The record is from RefSeq and is a predicted model, not a curated record. Gene Ontology annotation, cellular component: nucleus. The coding region runs from base 122 to 1147 and encodes 341 amino acids. Lineage: Eukaryota; Fungi; Basidiomycota; Agaricomycetes; Cantharellales; Hydnaceae. The transcript has 8 exons.